Rotaria sp. Silwood2 is the source of this 1377-nucleotide messenger RNA. The record is from the annotation of a GenBank genome assembly. NCBI's taxonomy places the organism in Eukaryota, Metazoa, Rotifera, Eurotatoria, Philodinida, Philodinidae.
AUGCUGAAUUUAACUUAUCACGAGAGUGAUUUCGGAAUUCCUGCCGCAUGGACAUUCUCUGCUACAGCACAUGGGAAAGGUCGAGNUAUUCAAACUCCACCAACUCAUGUUGUAAUUAUUCGUAAUGGUCAUCUAUUUACAUUUGAUUUAUAUGAAUCAAAGAAACUUUUGACACCACCUGAAAUUCUUCGAAAACUUGAAGAUAUUGUUAAACAAAGUGAUCACAGUUCUGGACUUGGAUUAGGUGCUCUUACUGCAUUACCACGUGAUGAAUGGGCAGAAAUACGUCAUCAUUUAUGUCAAAUGAAUGAACAAAAUAAAAUCAAUUUUCAAAUUAUUGAACAAGCAUUACUUGUUUAUGGAUUGGAAGAUGAGAAUGCUGAAAAUUUAACAGAGCUUGCUCGUAUUGGCAUGUUGAAAAAUCCUCAAUCACGUUGGUUUGAUCGAUCGAAUUUUUAUAUUGUCACACGGAAUGGUCUUAUUGUAGCAAAUGAUGAACACUCAGCUUAUGAAGGUAUUAUUCCGAUUCAAAUUACUGAUCAUGUACGAAAUCAUAUUGAUUCUCUUGAAAAGUUAAAUUCAUGGCCAAUACCAUCUGAUCCUCAUAAUAAAAUAAUUGUUCGAGAACUUUUAUUUAUUUACGAUUCACGUGUAUUAAAUGCUAUUAAUCGUGCAGUUACUUUAUUUUAUCAUUCAGCAGAUAAUAUUGAAGUUAUUGUCAUCAAUGUAACUCAAUGUACAAAAGAAGAUAUUAAACAAUAUGUUCGUAUUCAUCCAGAUAGUUUUUUUCAAUUAUGUCUUCAAUUGGCUUAUUUUAAAUUACAUGAACAUAGACCUGCACCUACUUAUGAAACAGCAGCAAUACGACGUUUUUAUCGUGGAAGAACUGAAACAAUACGAACUUGUACACCAGAAGUAGUUGCAUGGUGUCGUGCAAUGACAAAUUCAGAUAAUCAAUUAACAGAAGUUGAAAGAAAAUUAUUUCUUAUGGCUGCUAAUCGUCAUCAAGAAUUAAUAACUGAAGCAUCGGAAUGUCAAGGUUGUGAUCGACAUUUAUUUGGAUUGAGUAUGAUAGCACAUUUAGCAGGAAAACCAUUCGAACUUACAAAUGAUCCAUCAUGGAUAAAAAGUGGUGGAAAUAGUAAUUUUAUUUUAUCCACAAGUUGUCUUGGUGUCGGUACAUCAUUAGGUGGAACAGCACCAAUGUGUUUAAAUGGUUAUGGAGUCUUCUAUCGAAUUGGUAGUGAUGCAAUAACAUUUUUCGUCAGUGCUUAUCGAAAUUGUUCGGAUACAAAUGCACAAGCAUUGGCAGAUUCGAUUGAACAUACUUUAAUUCAAGUUAAAACAUCUUUUAUGAAAUCAAAUUUGUUAAUGUAA